UUACCCUUCCCCGGCACACCGAUUUUCCUUGUGUUUUACGGAUAGUUCUUUGUCCAAAGGUUCUAAACUGAAUCCCUCUUACUCCUACUCUCAAUCUCAAUCCCCAACUUCCUGAAAUCUCUGCAACGAAAUCGUUACGAUUCGAUUCGCUUUUCAAAAUGUCGAGUAGCUGGAGAAGAACGUUAGGGAACGCAAGAUCCUUCGUUAACAAUUCAAUGGGCGGUCUCAGAGGAGGAAGUAACCUCGCUUCUUGGGUUGUCGCCGGAACCCUAGCUUACUUCCUUUGGAUUAAACCCUCCCAAGACCUCAAACGUGAACAACAGGAAAAAGCGGCUCUUGCUUCCUCUGAUUCAUAUCGAUAUGUUGAGACUCGAAAACCUGUUCCUGAUCCUCAAGUUACAGGUUUGAUAUAUGGAAACAACAACAAAGACAAUUCAAAUAGGACACAGGAUUAGCUUAUAGCUUGAAACAAACUGCAGCGAGACUUAUACUAUUUUUGGAUACAGGGCCAGUUUCAACUUGCUGUGGCUCUCCCUUAGUUUAUCUCUAAUAAAGGUUACAAUUUGUUGUAUAAAUGUUGCUGGAAAAAAAACUGUAUUAAGGAUAUAUAGUAAGUAAAAUUGUCUGUUUUACAUAUCAGCAGUGCUCUGCUCUUCACUUCAAACUUUACAGUGUAAUUUCUUGAGUUUUGAGGAUGAAUGUUGAUAAUAGUAAAGUAUUAAAUAUGAAGAAAUGUUUGGGAUA
Molecule: messenger RNA, 744 nt
Organism: Lathyrus oleraceus (garden pea)
Lineage: Eukaryota; Viridiplantae; Streptophyta; Magnoliopsida; Fabales; Fabaceae
Exons: 4
Coding region: 159-455 (98 amino acids)
Source: RefSeq, a predicted model, not a curated record